This is a messenger RNA of Phlebotomus argentipes, 915 nucleotides long. It is a transcript of the gene Prx4, whose product is annotated as peroxiredoxin-4. The coding region runs from base 158 to 895 and encodes 245 amino acids. Gene Ontology annotation, cellular component: endoplasmic reticulum; cytosol. NCBI's taxonomy places the organism in Eukaryota, Metazoa, Arthropoda, Insecta, Diptera, Psychodidae. Gene Ontology annotation, molecular function: thioredoxin peroxidase activity. The transcript is spliced from 4 exons. Gene Ontology annotation, biological process: response to oxidative stress; cell redox homeostasis; hydrogen peroxide catabolic process. The record is from RefSeq and is a predicted model, not a curated record.
UUGUACUAAAUUUUAGUAUACGCGCUGUUUGCACCUUUCACAGCAAUUGUGGCCAGUUUCAUGCGUUUUUCCCACAUUCGCAUGAGUUUCCCUUGAACCCCGAUCGCGUGCAGACAACCGUUUUUUCGACUGAGAGCAGCCCAGUGAGCGCAGGAGGAUGCAUUCCAUGAGAUUUACCACCGUUGUCAUACUUCUGUGUGUUCUCUUGCCGCAGAUACAGUCUUCCGAUGAGGAAUCCUGCUACUCCUAUGCCGGAGGACAUGUAUACCCUCAGGGAUAUCCACUGACUGGCCAUAAUCUCCACGGGACCAAAGCUGUCAUUUCCAGGCCGGCUCCUCACUUUGAGGGAACUGCUGUAAUUAAUGGUGAGUUCACCCAACUGUCGCUGUCGGAUUACAAAGGAAAAUAUGUAGUAUUCUUCUUCUAUCCACUGGAUUUCACUUUCGUCUGUCCCACGGAGAUUCUGGCCUUCUCGGAUCGCGUGGAGGAGUUCCGAAAGAUAAACACGGAAGUGAUUGCUUGCAGUGUGGAUUCCCACUUCACGCACUUGGCGUGGAUCAACACACCGCGCAAGGAAGGCGGUUUGGGGAAGAUCAAGAUCCCUCUGCUGAGCGAUCUGUCGCAUAAGAUCUCCAAGGAUUACGGUGUUUACCUGGAGGAUUUGGGACACACUCUUCGCGGGCUGUUCAUCAUCGAUCAUCGAGGCGUUCUGCGCCAAAUCACGAUGAAUGACUUGCCAGUUGGACGCUCAGUGGACGAGACGCUGCGGCUCGUGCAGGCCUUCCAGUACACCGAUAGUCAUGGUGAGGUUUGUCCAGCCGGAUGGAAGCCUGGCGGCGACACAAUCGUGCCAAAUCCGCAGGAGAAGAGGAAGUACUUCGAGAAGAACAACUGAUUUCAAGCAAGACUUUAUUG